Brassica oleracea var. oleracea is the source of this 889-nucleotide messenger RNA. RefSeq lists its product as uncharacterized. Bases 45 to 683 code for a protein of 212 amino acids. The record is from RefSeq and is a predicted model, not a curated record. The transcript has 2 exons. Gene Ontology annotation, cellular component: mitochondrial large ribosomal subunit. Gene Ontology annotation, molecular function: structural constituent of ribosome. Lineage: Eukaryota; Viridiplantae; Streptophyta; Magnoliopsida; Brassicales; Brassicaceae.
GAAUAGGGUUUUGCGAUCUGCGAUCUUCGGGAGGAGAGACGAAAAUGGCGUUCAGAGGGAAAGAGAUGAUGAAGAAGCUGGUGAAGAAGGUCGGAGCGGAGACUCUGACCCCUGAGCUGAAAGAGAAGCUCAAGGCCUGCGUUCCCGAUUCCAAAGUCGUGAUGGGCAGAGCCAAACGCGGUCUCUACGCCGGCCGCCAUAUCCAGUACGGUAACCGCGUCAGUGAAGACGGUGGCAACAAGUCGAGAAGGUGUUGGAAACCUAAUGUUCAGGAGAAGAGAUUGUUCAGUUACAUAUUCGACCGUCACAUUAAAGUCAAAGUCACCACUCACGCUCUCCGCUGCAUCGACAAAGCGGGAGGAAUAGACGAGUACUUGCUGAAAACGCCCUACCAGAAGAUGGACACAGAGAUGGGUCUUUUCUGGAAAACCAAAAUGGAGCAAAGAUACGCUGAGCUAGGUCAGAUGGAAGUAGCUUUCUUUACUCCUGAGGAUGAAGCCAAGUUCGAGCAAGGGUUCAAGGAUUUGAAUAUAGCUAAGAAAGAGGCUCGUAGGGAAGCUCGUAAGGAAGCUAGAAGAAAGAUGUAUGGCGGAGAGGAGAAGGGUGAGGAAGAAGCUUCUAUUGAAGCUGGAGGGUCAGAGUCGCACCAAGAUGAUCAUGGGUGGUUAGAAGCUAAUGCUUAAGAGUGCUAGCUAGCUCUCCUUUUCUUUUUGCUGAGUCUCGUCAACGUUUUGGAUUUUGGAAGAGGGAGGUAAGUGAUGUUGUAGGUCGUAGGUUCGAUUUCUCCACUGCGAAUUAUAACUCAGGGUUUGAGUUUGACCAGUGUCGAAAAAGACUUGUAAUAAACGGUUUACACCUCCUUGGUAGUGGAUUUCUAUUUCCAUAAUCA